AUGAAUUCGACGUGUCAAGAUAUUAUUGAUGCGAGAUGGCAUAUCCCGCCGCACGCUAUCCCGAUACCGCAUCCAUGUGGGAGGCAACAAGCGCAUGAGCGCAGCAGGUUUCAGUUUUCUCCAAUUCACAGCUUCACACACCCCUCCCCUCCCCCCCCCGCGCCAUGGCUUCCUCCGCCCUGCUACUGCUCCUCUGCGUCUGCUCUCUGCAGCUCUUCCUCGCCUCAGCGCAGAGGCCCAAGGCCCCUCGUCCUCCCUAUCGCCAAGGACGCCGCCAGCCUCCAGUACGUCGCCCGCCUGACCCAGCGCACCCCGCUCGUCCCCCUGCAAGCGGUGGUUCACCUCGGCGGUGGCUUCUUCUGGGUCGACUGCGAACGCGGCUACGCCUCCUCCACCUAUCGUCCCGUCCGCUGCCGCACCGCCCAGUGCGCCGCCGCCCAAACAAAAAGCUGCAGUAGCUGCAACCUCGCUCCCCGGCCGGGCUGUAACACGAACAGCUGCAGCUUCUUCCCGGGGAACCCCUUCAUCCAGACCAGCACCUCCGGGGAACCCGCGGAGGACGUGCUUUCCGUCUCCUCCACCGACGGGUCCAACCCCGGCGCCGCCGCCGCCGUCCCAGAUCUCAUCUUCGGCUGCGGCCCAAGCUUCCUCCUCGAGGGCCUCGCUCGGGAGGCCACGGGCAUCGCCGGGCUCGGGCGGAAUCGGGUCAGCCUGCCCUCCCAGCUGGCGAAGGCGUUCAGCUUCCGCCGCCGAUUCGCUCUCUGCCUCUCCUCCGCCGUCGGUGUCGCCUUCUUUGGCGGCGGGCCCUACAGGCUCCUUCCCGGCAUCGACGUCUCCAAGCCGCUCCUCUACACCCCCCUCUUGGUCAAUCCUGUCAGCACGGCCGGAGUUUCCUUUAAGGGGGAGCCCUCCGUGGAGUACUUCAUCGGGGUGACCUCCGUGAAGAUCAACGGGAAGCCCGUCGCACUCAACAGGACCCUGCUGGCCAUCGACAAGAAGACGGGGCUCGGGGGCACCAAGAUCAGCACGGUGAAUCCCUACACCGUCCUGGAGAGCUCCAUCUACCGGGCCGUGGUGGCGGCCUUCGCGAAGGAGAGGACCCUUCAACGGGUGCCACCGGUGAAGCCCUUCGGGUUCUGCUUCAACUCCACCGGAGUCUGGUCCACGCGGGUGGGGCCGGCAGUGCCGCAGAUCGACCUGGUGAUGCAGAGCGACCUGGUCUUCUGGCGGAUCUUCGGGGCCAACUCGAUGGUGGUCGUGAACGAGGGCGUCUCCUGUCUCGCCUUCGUCGACGGUGGGACGAACCCGAGGACGUCAAUCGUCGUGGGGGGCUACCAGCUGGAGGACAACCUGCUGGAGUUCGACCUGGCGGCGUCACGGCUGGGUUUCAGCUCGUCGCUCCUCUUCCGGCAGACUACCUGCGCCAACUUCAACUUCACCUCGACCCGAUAG
Messenger RNA from Spirodela intermedia, 1452 nucleotides. The record is from the annotation of a GenBank genome assembly. Lineage: Eukaryota; Viridiplantae; Streptophyta; Magnoliopsida; Alismatales; Araceae.